Molecule: messenger RNA, 2558 nt
Organism: Heterotrigona itama
Lineage: Eukaryota; Metazoa; Arthropoda; Insecta; Hymenoptera; Apidae
Source: the annotation of a GenBank genome assembly
AUGGAUAAUGGCUACACAAAGUAUAGAAAAUGUUUUUGGUACAAAGUUUGAGCAGUUUGUAUUUUUUUUUUAAUUUAAUGCUAUUUUGAUUAUUUAUUUACAUUUUUGCACUUUUAAUUUUUCUUUUUUUUAAAUUAGGUACUGUCUAUGUCAUAAUAUAUUACUUGAACAGGAUAAAUGUGGUGCUUUCAAAGUGUCCAUAAAUAAUUCUAAUAAAGCUUUAACUGAUUGUUUAAAUGUUUUCGACGAUAUUAAAUUAGAAAUAAACAAGGAAUUGGAAGAUUUACAAAAAGAAAAGUUCAUAGAUCAUUUAGCUGAAAUAAAAGCUAAAACUAAAACAAAAAGAUGGAAGAUAUUUCCUAAAGAAAGCAUGUAUCAUCAUCUGUGGCAUAUGAAUAAGGAAUUAAAUAUUUAUUUAUAUAAUACGCCUUCAACUUUACCAAGCUAUAAAAGUUAUACAGAUUUAACAAGUUGUCUUCUCAACACAGAUAAAACUGGAAAUGAGAUAUAUAACUUUAUUAUAAAAGAAACUAUCAAAAAUAAUAUUGUUACUAAUUAUGAAAGUUCUAUUCCAACCAUUUCUGUACUUCUAGAUCAAUUUAAGAAAAAACAUAAAAAAUUCCAUUAUUUUAGUGUUUUGAAACAUUUAACUUGUAAACACGAAUUUAAUCAAAGAAAAUCAAAAUGUGAAUAUCAAAUUAACAAAAAACAAUUGAAGUUAUUUUUUGAUCUUAUAUUUGCUAAAGUAGUUCCUCUGAACCUAUUUGGAAAGUUAAAAAAUUUGAAGAAAAUAAAAAGAAUUAUGUUCUACCUGUUGGAUAUACCAUGUUACAAAUCACUUAAUUUAAGACCUUUUAUUGAAAAAUUAGAUCUAUCUAAUAUCAAAUGGUUACAAGAUAUUAAAAGUAUAAGUAUGCAAUGGUGCAUUAUAGCAAAAUUCGUAAAAUGGUUUUUUGUUGGAUUUCUUUUAAAAAUAUUGCAUACUUAUUUUCAUAUGACCUCUUCCAAAAGCAAUAAUGAAAGAUUAUAUAUUAUGCGUUCAACUUGGAAUCUUGUACAAAAAAAAUUUAUUAAGAAAAGAAUACGUUCAAAAAUCUUGCAACCUGAUAUUAAAUAUGAUGAAUGGAAGCCACCAAUAGGUAUAUACAUGCUAUUUCCUAAACAGUCUGACGUACGACCUAUAUUUAAACCAGAAAAUAUUAAAUCAAUAUACUAUAUUUCUAAAGAGAAAAAUUGUUUGAAUGUAGUAUUUAAAUUUUUAAAACAAUUACAUAUUACAAAAUAUGGAGUCACUAAUUUUGAACAAAAAUGGAAAUCAAUUGUUCAAUACAAACGUAAUGAAGCAACUAAUUUAUAUUUUGUAUGUUGUGAUGUAGCAAAUGCUUUUGGUUCUAUAAUACAAGAGAAACUGUAUAACAUUAUACAGUUACUUUGUAAAGAUCUCCCAGAAAAUUUGAUGUUGAAGUAUUACGCAGUUAAAAGUAAACAGUCUAAGGAAGUAUGUUAUAAGCAAUAUUUCUCUGACCCAAGUUUGCUAUUACCUUUAGCACCAAAUGUAUUAUAUUCAGAUACAUGUAAAAAGUGGCAACAAAUAAGAAAAACCUGGUUACUGGAACAAAUUUCAAAACUUAUUUUUUAUCAAAGAGUAAAAAUAAAUAAAAAGGUUUAUGUGAUAACAAAAGGAGUUGUACAAGGUUCACCAGUAUCACCUAUUUUAUCAGAUAUAUAUUAUAAUUUUAUUUUACAUAAAGAAAUGUCAGCAUAUUUAAAAGCCGGAGAAAUUAUAAAAUAUAUGGAUGAUAUUUUAUACAUUACUAAAAAUGAAAUGUUUGCAAAGCAAUUUUUACAAUCAACAAGAAAAGGUAUCCCGCAAUAUAAUUGUUACUUUAAAGUAUCAAAAACUCAGAGUAAUAUGACUUGUGAUGGAUCUGUAGCUGUGAACAAUAUUAUUUACAUUGGCUAUAAGAUUAACUGUAUCACUUUGGAAGUAGAAUAUAAACGUUCACAAAAAUAUUUAUAUUAUUCGAUGAAAUUGAUAAAAAAAAAUAAUCUACCUCCUCUAAUAAUUUUAAGGAAGCAAUUAAGUAAUAUAGCAUGUUUGAGAUUAUCUAAAUUUAUUUUAGAUAGAACAAUUAAUUCUAAAAUGACCAUAAUAAAAAAAAUAAGAAAAAUAUGUUUACUACAAGCAAAACGUGCUUGCACUUUGAUAAAAGAAUUAUUUGAUAGUAAUUUAAGAAGUGUUAGAGAUACACUUUUAGUUGUUCAAGAAACUAAUGAAAGAGUUGCGAGACAUAUUAUAAAAAUAUGUCUAAUAGGUAAAAAAAGAAUAAUAAAUAAAUUAAGUUUCCACAGAUGGAACUGCAAAAUUUUGCACAUAUUAUGGAUGUCUUAUGUAACAGUUUUUAUGAAGGAUAAAAUUUUACAACCAAAAUUUAUCAGAUACUUUUCAAAAUGCAAGUAAAAAACAAAUAAACAGUAGUUUUACAACGUUUGUAUAAGUUAUAUUCUAUAUUUCUAUCUUUAUAAGUUGAACAAUUAUUUAAUUUGAAAUAUUUGUU